GCCCCAACAUAAUGAAACUUCCAGCAAUGGAAUACAGCACAAUACAACUGAAAAUUCCAUACAACUGGGAAAACAUCACAGUCUUCCAGGUGAAUAUCUCAGCCAGGAGAGCGUACAAUCAUUCCUUCAAUGUGAAUGAGUCUAUCCAGUUCCCACCCAAUCUGAGAGAAUAUCAAAUCCGCGCCCAAUGUGGAACCAACUACACCAUCACCCUCCGAGGACUGACAUCAGCCGGAGACGAGGAGAUCACAGCAUGGAAUACUGAAACUGAUAUUGGAGAUCCUCCUCGUCACCUGGAGAAUACACUGGGAGAGGGUUCCACUUUACAGCUGUAUCCGGUCCUUGAUGUGAAUGGACCAAUCAGUUCCUAUGAAAUCAUUGUCUACAUGGGCCAGGAUGGGAAUUUAAGCAGUAAUUGUAAACAGUACAGUAACACCCCGUACAACUCCAACUGGAAUCUGAGUCAUUAUACAGCGGCUGUUCUACCGGCAAACACCAUCACCGAACCCAGAACCUUCAUUCUUGGGGACAACCACCAUUAUAAUGGGUUCCACAAUGCUCCUCUUAUCCCCAAGCACAACUACACCGUCUACAUUCGGGUCACCAGCCGCUGGCAGAAGGUAGAGACGUCAUCUUGUGCUUUUGCUGGCUUCAUUGCUCUGACUGCAGAGAAGACAGACGGGUCCUUCGUAAGCGUGUUGUCACUUUCUUCUCUGGGGCUCAUUAUCACAAUGCUGAUUUUGAAAUUUCUGGCUCUGGUGGGACUCGCUGUGAUCCCGCUGACCCCCUGGAUGGGGAUGGGAAAUCCAGCGGAGAAGAAAGAAAAGAAAAGAAGAAAUAUUUCUACAGAAGAUGAUGAGGAUGAUGAUGAAGUAUAUGAGGUCCUGGAAGAAGCUGAGAAUGGAAUCUAGAAAUGAACUAUUAUAUACAUCGGUGUAUGGUGGGAGCUGAUUGGACGGCAGUACUGAGGUCCUGGGUUCAGUUUCACCUCUAAGGAAAUAUGUGAAUGAAGUUUCUAUUGUCUCCUGUGUUGGGUGUUUCUUAUACCAGCAUUUUAUACU
Messenger RNA from Rana temporaria (common frog), 1061 nucleotides. RefSeq names its product sushi domain-containing protein 1-like. NCBI's taxonomy places the organism in Eukaryota, Metazoa, Chordata, Amphibia, Anura, Ranidae. The record is from RefSeq and is a predicted model, not a curated record. The transcript is spliced from 8 exons. The coding region runs from base 12 to 911 and encodes 299 amino acids.